CUUGUAUUCUUGGUGCCAGCAUUGUCCUUUCUAUAUUUGUUGUCUAGAUUGUUCUGCGAACAGGUGCCGGUCGUCUUUCUUUACCACCACCACAUCCUACUUUAUAUCCCCUCUUUUCGCCGGUUAAUUCUAUUAUUCGCCUUCAACGACCAUAUACAGGCGUUGCUGUCUAGAUGCUCCAUCUCCAUGCGUUACCUACUCUGUACCUCCUCGUCCUUGUCGUCUCCCAUGACGUCUCAGCAAGUCUCGUCUCUCGUGUCCAUGAUGUUGCACUCCGACACACCAAGAACAUAGCACGCGACCUUCGCCUGGCUUUUGGCUCGGUCCUUGUCUCUCAGCAGUCCCAGGUCGACCCGCAGACGCGUUUCACUUAUUGCAAAGCUGGAACAUCAAGCAAUAACAACACUGGUAGUAGCGAUGAUGGCGGAAACAGUAGCGGCAAUAGUGGCCACUCCGGCAGCACGAGGACUGCAUCCACGUCGAGUGCUUCUGCUACUGCGUCAUCUUUUUCGUCGCCGUAUAAUUUGGUAGAGUCUCAUGCCGGCACAGACUUUUUUAAUGGUUGGACCUUCUGGACAACUUCAGAUCCAACUAAUGGCAUUGUAGAUUAUGUUGACGAGAGUACGGGUAGAGCGAAUGGGUUAGUAGACGUGAACUCGGAUGGCAACGCUAUUAUGCGUGUCGAGACCACAGGAACCGUCUCGGGGAAUCGUCAGAGUAUUCGGAUCACUACAGAGAGUACAUACGAUGGUGUACUGGCGAUCAUGGAUUCUGUGCACAUGCCAACGGGCUGUGGGACGUGGCCUGCAUGGUGGUCGAAUGGUAAAAGUGACGCCACUUAUUCUGUCUGUUUUCCUCUGAAACCUUUUAUAGGACCUAAUUGGCCCAUUGGUGGGGAGAUAGACAUCGUGGAGGGCGUAAAUGACUACACGAACAACCAGGCAACGGUUCAUACUGAUGUUGGAUGUUCCUUGACAUCUUCGAAUGCGAAUGUGCUUAAUAUCACAGGCACUGUAGUUGGCGGGACCAACUGUGCAGCAUACGAGACGAGCAACCAGGGCUGUGGGGUACGCUCUGUCUCUGACGUUUCGUUUGGUGCCGCUUUCAAUGACAACGGUGGCGGGGUAUAUGCCAUGAAAUGGGACGAUGAGGGCAUUAAGGUCUACUUCUGGCCCCAGAACUCAGUUCCGUCUGAUGUUGAUGCUGGGACGCCCGUUCCCGACACAUGGGGGACGCCGAUGGCGAAUUGGCCUUCAUCGGCAUGCAAUUCUACCAAAUAUUUCUAUCAACAUUCGUUUAUUUUUGACACGACUCUUUGCGGUGACUGGGCUGGUGAAGUGUGGAAUAGCUCGGGGAUACCAGGGCAAGAACAGAGCUGCGCUGCUCGUACAGGAUACUCGAGCUGCGAGGACUUUGUCAGGGCAAAAGGAGCAUCGUUUGAUGAAGCUUACUGGGAAAUUAACAGC
This is a messenger RNA of Guyanagaster necrorhizus, 1466 nucleotides long. RefSeq lists its product as uncharacterized. The annotation marks the transcript as partial. Lineage: Eukaryota; Fungi; Basidiomycota; Agaricomycetes; Agaricales; Physalacriaceae. The transcript has 9 exons. The record is from RefSeq and is a predicted model, not a curated record. Gene Ontology annotation, molecular function: hydrolase activity, hydrolyzing O-glycosyl compounds. Gene Ontology annotation, biological process: glucan catabolic process.